GCUCUUCGAAAGUGAAAGUUACUCCCAGCGUCCACACCAAGAUCUGUCAACGGAAAGAAAAUGAAGAGGAGUUAGCCCUCGGGAGCAGAAAACAAGAGAAGAAAGAGGAGGGGGAGAAAAGAAAGAAUGACAGUGGUUUAUCUGUUUAUCUCAAAUCCAAAUGUCUUGUAUGUCAAGACUAUGCUACUGUUGGGUGACGGAGAAGGAGAGAGGAAAGGCAUGUCAAGAGGCAGCAGGAGCGGAGGAAGGGCAGGAGUGUGGAGACGCUGCCUGCCCUGCAGCCCCGCCUGGUAGCCGUCAGCAAAACCAAACCACCGGAGAUGAUCAUAGAGGCCUACAGACAAGGACAGCGUGACUUUGGUGAAAACUAUGUUAACGAGCUCGUGGACAAAGCGUCAAAUCCUCAGAUUCUAGAGUCUUGCCCGGACAUCAAGUGGCACUUCAUCGGCCAUUUACAGAAAAAUAAUGUCAACAAACUUUUGGGAGUGCCGAGACUUUUCAUGGUGGAGACGGUGGACUCCGUGAAGCUGGCCGACAAGGUCAACAGCUCGUGGCAGCGCCUCCGAGCGGCCGGCACACAGAGGUUAAAGGUCAUGGUGCAGCUCAACACCAGCGGAGAACAAAGUAAACAUGGCUUAUCCCCAGAGGAAACGGUAAACACAGUGAGACACAUCCUGUCCCAGUGCACGGCUCUGCACUUCUCUGGACUCAUGACCAUCGGUCGCUAUGGAUAUGACCUCAGCGAGGGCCCCAAUCCAGAUUUCCAGAUGCUGCUGCGUUGGAGACAGGAGGUGUGCGACAACUUAAACCUGCCUUUGGAAGAAGUAGAACUCAGUAUGGGUAUGUCCACUGAUUUUGAACAUGCCGUUGAAGUGGGCGCUACCAACGUGCGAGUGGGCAGUAUUAUAUUCGGCAACAGGGAGUAUCCCAACAGCGCAGCCAACACGCCCAGCCCCAGCCCGGAGAAGAAGGCGAAGGUCGUGUCUGAGGACGCAGCGAAGAAGAUGGCGCACCUCACCGUGUCCGAACACUGAGACAUCUUCCACUAGUUUCCCUUUCUUCAAGGAAAACUGAACCCCUACGCUGAUGACAUGCACAAUAAACUCAAGAGAAGCAGAGAUUUUUUUUCUGGAAGGCCAAGUGGAGUUAGGACAGUAAAGGUCCACAACACGUCUUAAAAGAGUGUAUUUGCAUAACCCUAUUAACUCUUGGUGUGCCUGUUGCCUUCUAUCGGGCAUCAUGGGUGGCACGCAGUCCAAAAGUUUGUCUCUAGAAGUCACGACUCCUGUGGUUAGUACUGACACGGCGCUCGUACCUUCUUGGACAGGUUGUAAUGUACGUCAGCAAGCGGCAGCUUUGACUAACAAGCAGAUCACACGACACUUCAGUUUCCUGCUGUUUACACUACACACUCGAACUAAUGGGAGAUAAUUUAUAUGACACAUGGGUGCGUUUGAUUAUUUUGGUGUGGUAUUAGCUGCCUAACUUCUUGUUGAGAAGCCAAGCUGUGACAGUGCUGAUCUGUUCUUGACUAAAUCCAGUCCUUAGAGACCAGGAAUCCCUCAGUAACAUGUACCGUUUUUGUUGUACAGAAAAAACAAGACGUUGAAUAAAAACCCUUCUCCCUUUAUAAUGACAUAGUAUUGUGCGUCCAUGAUAUUGUUUUGUAUGGCGUGUGGUCAAAUUUCUAUUCUUGAUAAUGAAAAAAAAAAAAUACAAAACUCUCCAGAAAGUGUUUUGAAUUUGUGUACGAAAAUGUUGUGUAAUUGUUGUGACCUGACGCACUGACAUAGGACUAGAUGACAACCUAUGCAAAGAGUUUGUUUUGUUCUAGCUUCUGCUUUUCAGAAGAGCUUUUUUUCCCACUGGGCUGUGGUCUCCAUCACGGGAGCGAAGAACUUGAGAUGGCAGUGUGCCGUUAGGUUUCCUUCUCGAACCUGUGUAACUGGUAGUGGUACGUGAAUGGGGAGGAAUGAGUGGCGGGACAUGUGGACAUACUGUGGCUAUACUGUCUCUGCAUUGAACUUUCGGCAUUGUUUGGGAUUGCGACUAUGGGCAGCCAAGCAAUAAACUUCAUUGUUGAACAUACCCACCAGCCGUUGUCUUGU
Messenger RNA from Lampris incognitus (smalleye Pacific opah), 2108 nucleotides. RefSeq names its product pyridoxal phosphate binding protein (gene plpbp). Gene Ontology annotation, molecular function: pyridoxal phosphate binding. The coding region runs from base 321 to 1034 and encodes 237 amino acids. The record is from RefSeq and is a predicted model, not a curated record. NCBI's taxonomy places the organism in Eukaryota, Metazoa, Chordata, Actinopteri, Lampriformes, Lampridae. The transcript is spliced from 9 exons. Gene Ontology annotation, cellular component: intracellular anatomical structure.